Messenger RNA from Ilex paraguariensis (yerba mate), 2428 nucleotides. The record is from the annotation of a GenBank genome assembly. Lineage: Eukaryota; Viridiplantae; Streptophyta; Magnoliopsida; Aquifoliales; Aquifoliaceae.
AUGGAUCCUUACCCUAGAGGGGUAGAAAUGGCACCGCAGAAACUUGGGCAACCUUGGCGCGAGAUGCCUUCCCCCAUUGUGGAAGUAAAGGUGUAUUGCUGGAUUGGCAAGAAUGACAUCCCUGGAGAAGUCCUCAAGGGAGAAGUAGAGGAAAAACUCUCAGUUAUGGGCAAAGAUUGGUUUUACUUGGGUAGUGGUGGUGGUAGUAGAUCCACGAAGAGAGGAAGAUCAGGAGGAGAAACAGAUACUACACCUUCUGGCUGCACGAGUACUCUCCUUCAACUCUUUGAUUUGCAUCACUUUCUCUUCGCUUUACACCAGCAACCCUCUUUCAAGCCUGACCCUUUCCUCCCUGAAGAACCCACGGUCGUCCUCAAAGGUGUAGAAGCACCAAGGAACUGCUUAGAGUUGGAGGAGCCGUCCAUGGAAGAAAGAUUGAAUAUCAAAGUGGGUAUUUAUAAAAUCAAAACAAAAGGUGACACAAGAAGAUCGCCAAGAGCAUCUACUUCAAAAGCAACAAGAACAGAGGAUUUGUUUUCAGAAUGUAGCAGCUCCCCGGGAGCAAAGACCCCAAAUCUAGUAGCUAGAUUAAUGGGGCUUGAUCUUCUUCCUGAAAGCACCUCUCCCUCUUUGUCCUCCUCAACCCAUUCAGCUUCAAAUCCUUUCUUCAAGUCAAAUUUACAUCCUCAAAUACAGAGUCUAAAACAAGCGCUCCACUCUCAAAAAUUGUUUCACGGCAGAGCUACAGGCAGUAGAAAUUUCUUGGACAAUGAUUCUAUAGUCACCCGUUCAUUGCCAGAGACACCAAGAAUAUCGUCGGCCAGAAGAUCCGACGUUGAUCAUCAUCGGUUUUCGCUUCAACUUAACAGAGAGAACUUUGCUGUGGGCCAAGAGUUCGAAUGUACUAAUUAUUCAGCAAGAAAGUCCGCUAGAAGAAGAGAUCCGAGACUAGAAGAUCAUGAGAAUAGAAGACCAGGCCACUGUGCUAGACAGAUUGGGAAGCAAGUGAAAGAGAAUGGUAGCAGUAAAUUUGGGUUAGACCUAACCAAUACCAUCAAAAACAGAGAGCAAGGAAGAGAGGAUCAUGUUGUUCUAGUAAAAUCAAAGAAACCAUCCAAUGGAUUGGCGAGAGAUGAUGAUGAAUUGAGCCGGAGCAAGCAAUCAACGCCUUCUUGCUCACCCAGGCUCAGGUUCUCCGAAUCGAAGGCCAAACCAGUUACACCAUCAGUCAGUAAGAAUCAGAAUUGUCACACUUCGAUGCUCACAUCAUCACCAUUAUCAUUAUAUGUUGAUUAUCAGCCCCAACCCGUUAAAUCUUCAUCAAGACCAAAUUCUCGGCUACCAUUGCCAGAGCAACAAACCCAACAGCAAAAUGCAGUUCAAAAAUGCAAGAAGGUUGCAAACAACCCUCUUAGAAACAAGAAAGAGGAGACAUUUUUCCGUUCAUCGACAGCUGCUAAAGCAACCCUCUUAGACAAAAAAUGCAGGAAGACUACAUUUUCAAAUGAGCUUCUCAACAACAAUGGCCCAACCUUUUUUCCAGUAAAGAAAUACCCUUCUCCUCCACCUACAAAAUUACAUCAAAAACAGUGUCAGGUACCUGAUCCUCUUUCAUCGAAAAGGAGCAAACAGUUAUAUAGUUGUUCGAGCAAUCCGUACGAGCAAGAAGCUACACAGAUGCUCAUCAUCCAAGAUAACAACGCCAAUGGCAAUUCCAACGGUGCCACCACUGUCAGUGAAGUGGAAUUUCAGUACAUUACAAGAAUACUAAACCGUAAUGGUAUAAACAGAGACACCCAAGUCCCCAUGUCCUACAACAGAUGGUAUUCCCAAUCCCACCCCCUCGACCCUUCAAUUUUUUACCACCUCGAACCGUGCCAUGUCAUCGCCAUUAACACUAACAAGCACUCGAAAUUGAGUCACCGGUGCAACAGGAAGCUUAUCUUCGAACUGGUGGAUGAGCUUCUAGCUGAGUUUUUGAGGCCAUAUAUCAAUUUGAAGCCAUGGAUGGCUUCAGUUUAUCAUGAAAAUUGUCGAAUGGAUGGGUCACAACUGUUUGACAAAAUGUGUGAAAGAAUCAGAAGCUUUCCUUCGGCUGAUUGCCGAGUUCUAGAAGACAUUGAUGCAUUGAUUGACAAAGAUUUGUUCAGAAACCAGUUGCAGAACUCAAUUGCACUUGAAGAGGAAGCUAAGGUUUUAGUAUCAGAAAUUGAAGAUCACAUUGUGGACACACUGGUGCAUGAAAUGGCCCAUGGAAGCGUUUGAUUGAUGGUGUGCUAUUUCCGUAAAGAUGGUGAUGAAUGCUAUUCUUCGGAUCUGAGCCACUUAUCCAUGGUGGUGGCCUUUUUUGUAAAUAGAGAAGUCAAAUAGGGGUAGACGUGGAGUUUCAUUGGUUGUUCUUUUUCAGAGAAAAAAAAACCCAGCAUGG